This is a messenger RNA of Papaver somniferum (opium poppy), 1611 nucleotides long. Its product is annotated as ras-related protein RABH1e. The transcript has 7 exons. The coding region runs from base 652 to 1272 and encodes 206 amino acids. Lineage: Eukaryota; Viridiplantae; Streptophyta; Magnoliopsida; Ranunculales; Papaveraceae. Gene Ontology annotation, molecular function: GTP binding; GTPase activity. The record is from RefSeq and is a predicted model, not a curated record.
UUACUGCAAUAUAUUCAAGAAAUACUUAGUACCUACUUUCUUCAACUAUACAUUUUUAGAAAUGAGACAAUUUACGGUAUUUGAAACUUAAGUGUUUGUACUAGAUAUGAGAAUCAAGGGUGGACCUUGUCAGAAUAAAUAUUUUGAAAGGUUCGUGUGUGGUUGUGACUGGAAACACCAUUAAAUAGGGUUGUUGGAGUGCUGGAUAGGUAUAUAAACUGGGGAUGGUUUGAUAUUCUUCGUAACUGUGUUCGUUAUCUCAGAUAUAUAGUCGUGCUGAAGGAUAGAGAUGUAUUGUGAGAACGUCUGCAGGGGGACAAAGAGUAAUGUCUGUGGGUAACAAUGAAUAAAAUGUAUAAUUGAUCAAACAAUAAAGUGAUAUCUGACAAUAAUCGUGUACGUAGUUGUGUAAUCCACCAGUGGCUGCAAUUUGUGGUUUAUCCGAUAUUUUCGUCACUUCAUUGCAUAAUUGAUGGUUUUGCAGCUCAUAGGUUGUUUAUUCACUAAUGUAUCUUUCUUCACUCAGGUUUCCGUUGCUUUGACCUGGGAUUUGGUGCAGUCUCGCUGCUAGGAAUAAUUUUUCAUCCAGGGUUUCAGAUCUGUAAAUUUCUCUCCCGCCAUUAGAAAGAGAGUAAUAAUAAAGAGAAUUUGAUGGCAGUUGUAUCUCCUUUAGCUAAGUAUAAGCUUGUUUUCUUGGGCGAUCAAUCUGUUGGGAAAACGAGUAUCAUUACUCGUUUCAUGUAUGACAAGUUCGAUACUACGUAUCAGGCGACAAUUGGGAUUGAUUUUCUUUCGAAGACGAUGUAUCUUGAGGAUCGGACAAUUCGUUUGCAGCUUUGGGACACUGCUGGACAGGAGAGAUUUAGGAGUCUCAUUCCGAGUUAUAUUAGGGACUCUUCUGUUGCGGUAAUUGUUUAUGACGUAUCGAACCGACAGUCAUUUCUGAACACUGCCAAGUGGGUUGAGGAGGUGCGGACAGAACGAGGAAGUGAUGUCAUUAUCGUCCUUGUAGGCAAUAAAACUGAUCUUGUUGAUAAAAGGCAAGUUUCAAUAGAGGAGGGAGAUGCUAAGUCACGCGAAGAUGGUGUUAUGUUUAUAGAAACAAGCGCUAAAGCAGGAUUUAAUAUCAAGCCUCUAUUCCGCAAAAUUGCUUCUGCCUUGCCAGGGAUGGAAACCUUUUCCUCCACGAAACAAGAAGAUAUGGUAGACGUUAACCUGAAACCUACCUCAAAUGUAUCCCAGGAACAACAGGGGGGUGGCUGUGCAUGUUAAUGAAGUAUACAUCCAUAAUAGGAGAUGAAGCGAUCAGAAUAAUUAUACUGUGCGAGCAGACUCAAUUCAGCAAGUAAUAUUGAGUUUGAUAAGCAUGAAAGCUUAUUGAGAAAUGGUUGGUCGAUAAUCAUAUGAACAGCAUAUUUUUUUUUCUUGUAGCUGGACCUGAUUGAUUAAACGUUUUGUAGUGGUUGCUGAUGCAAAUUUCUCGUCCUACAUUGUGUUGCAAAGCCGUCCCAUUCUGUUUAUGUUUUUGAUUACCUUCUCUUCUUCUUGUUUUCGUGCUAAUAUUUUCUAUUUAGAUUCACUAAAGAAGCAAUUUGUUUCAUUUCUAUCUCA